Drosophila miranda is the source of this 509-nucleotide messenger RNA. It is a transcript of the gene Vm34Ca, whose product is annotated as vitelline membrane protein Vm34Ca. The transcript has a single exon. NCBI's taxonomy places the organism in Eukaryota, Metazoa, Arthropoda, Insecta, Diptera, Drosophilidae. The record is from RefSeq and is a predicted model, not a curated record. Bases 64 to 438 code for a protein of 124 amino acids.
AGAACAUCGCAGUCCGCUUCCAGCCAGUCUAAGAAGUCAAACACAGUCGAAAGUCUAAUCGAAAUGAAGUUCGUCGCUAUUAUCGCCACCAUUUGCCUGCUGGCCACAUCCGUUGCCGCCGAGAAGAGGCAGACCGUGGGCUCAGCCUACGGCGGUGGAUAUGAGAAGCCGGCAGCAGCUCCAUCCUACUCGGCCCCUGCAGCUCCAUCCUACUCUGCCCCCGCAGCUCCGGCGUACGCGGCCGCACCCGCUGCUCCUGCCUACGCGGCCCCCGCUCCGGUUUCCAUUCCGGCCCCACCUUGCCCGAAGAACUACCUGUUCAGCUGCCAGCCCAACCUGGCUCCAGUCCCAUGCAGUGCUCCGGCGCCCAGCUACGGAUCCGCCGGCGCCUACUCGCAGUACGCCCCUGUCUACGCACCCCAACCCCUCCAGUGGUGAGGGGCGGAGAUUAUGAGCAUCCAAAAGUAGAAAAUGACAACAAUAAAAAAAUAUUUAUUAUGCAACAUAAA